Molecule: messenger RNA, 1575 nt
Organism: Paramecium pentaurelia
Lineage: Eukaryota; Ciliophora; Oligohymenophorea; Peniculida; Parameciidae
Source: the annotation of a GenBank genome assembly
AUGAAUAAUGACUUCAGAUUCAUUCUAAAUAAAAUCAAAGCAACUUAAUAAAAUACUUUACGCUAAACUUGUCUAAUUUAAUUAUCCUUCUCUUAAAUAGAAGAAAUCAAUAAAACUAUACCAAUCUUAAAACAAACUUUAACAAUCUAUAAUAAUCAUAAAGAUUCUUUAAUCCUAAAUCCUAUUAUUCUCAUUCCCAAUUUGAUUAUUAUUCAAAAUGAGUAUUUGGUCCUUUCAAAUUGCACAAUUAUCAAAUUUAAAUCAAAAUAAGGAUAAUGCAUAUAACUCUCAAACGGCAUAGGAAACCUAUUAAUCUUUUUUCUUAAUAAUGAACAUUACAAAUAGUGGAUUACUAAUUUAAAAUAAUUCUGUAAACUUUCUAAUUUUUCUAAGAAAUUUAUUGUCAAAGAAUAAACUGUUGCAGAUUAUUACUUAAUCUAACACAAGAAAACUAAUAAAUAUUAUAUUGCUAACAUGUGUUCAAUCUCGAAUACACAAAUAGAACUCUUAAAUAGUGAAAUUCAAACUUUAAGAAGUGUCAAACAUACCUCUCUACUAGAUUUAAAAUGGGUUUAUUAAGAUUGCCGUUUCAUAUACUUGAUUUACGAAUAUUUUCGAUGUGAAAAACUUACAACCUUAUUAAAAUAAGGAUUAAUCUUAGAUUAAACAUAAUUAGCAUCUGUAAAGAAUUGAUUUAUUUGUAGAUCAUACUAUAAAUAUUAUAGUUAACCAAAUUCUUAAAUAAAUAAUAAAUUUAUCAUGGUAACAUCACUCUCAACAAUAUUUUAAUUAAUGUACAAUCCUCUUACUUAUCCAUAUUCCUCAUCAAUAUGAAGCCUCUUAAUAAAAUUGAUUAAGACACUAUUAAUUAAUAUAAAAAAUCCAUUGAAAUUAAUUAUCUAGCUCCUGAAAUACUUGAAGGAACCUCAAAUCCUUCCAUUGAAACCGACUUAUAUCAGAUAGGAAUAGUAUUAUAUUUCUUAACAUUCUACAUUAAAUUAGAUAAAGAUGAUGGGAAAAAGGAUUCAAUUAAAAUGGAACUCAUUAAUUAAAUGGAAGAAUACUUUAUUGAAGCAUCCAAAAUAUAAUCUAAGUAAAUUAAUUUACAAUAAGAAUAUAAAAUGGCUUAUAGUCCUUCAUAAUUAGAUUUAUUGAAGAGGCUUUUAGAGAGAAGAGAUUAAAGAGUAAAAUUAGAAGAGGCUAUGAAACAUCAUUGGUUUGUUAAUAUCAAGUAGAAAUUUAAACCAAAAUAAGAAAGAAGAAAAUAGCAUUUACCAUCUUUAAAUACUAUUAUAGAACUUUGCGAAUAGAGUGAACAUACUAAAUCAUUUGUUAAUAACUAAUUAAGAUUUGAUGAUGAAUAAGGUAAUAUAUUAUAUAUAUAUAUACUUAGUACUUGAUGAAAAUAAUUUAAUUUAAGAAUUUAUGUCAGAGUUAGAAAAAAAUAAUAACUAAAAACCUCCUUCAAGAGAAAAUCAUGAAAAAUUAAAAGAUUUCUAAAUUUUCAAAACAUCAUAUGAGUAAUAGAAAACUAAUACUUAAAAUCAAUUCAAAGUUUCAAAAAGUGUUGUUUGA